CUAUGACGCACAAUGGCACCACGUGAAGUGUGUGUGUGUGAGACUGUGUGUGUGUGUGUGUGUGUGUGUGUGUGCGCGCGCGCGCGCGCGUGUGGCCGUGUUUUAUAUCUUGGUGGGGACCAAGUGUCCCCACAAGGAUAGGAAUAUCAGACGUAUGGCUGGCAAAGCAUAAACAUAGCAUUAAUGAACUGCACUAAUAUUUAUGUCAAUGGAUGGUCAUGACAAGAAAGACAAAAGUGUGUGUGUGUGUGUGUGUGUGUGUGUGUGUGCACGCUCAAUCUUUGCCAUUGUAAAGACUAUACCUGUUCUGACCCUGACCACAUUGUGGUCAUGUGGACAUCUGUUGGUGCUUAGAUUUUAGAUAUAUAGAUAGAGAUGAAUUUAUCAUGUUAACCUCCUGCUAACACCAUGAGAAGAAUAUUAAGCCUAAUUCAGUACUAAUGUAAAAAGUCUACUCCACUAAACCUUGCUUUUUGUGUUUGGCUAGAAUGUGACAGGAAAGUGGCUCAUGUAUGUCAGUAAAGCACGCUGAGAUAACGAUAAGAAUCCUGAUUCAGUAAGAAGCUAUGAGCUUGAGGAAGCCCCUGAGGUCAAUAGGACAGCGCUGGGCUUUUGUUCUCUGUCCCCAUGCCUUCCUCAUUACUUUCGCCGUUUGACACCCAUUAAAGCUGUUAAAUCAAUUAAACAUUUCUGCCUGUUGAAGGACUUUACACGUCAUGUUCCCCUGAGAUUGUUAAUCCUGUGUAAUUCUCAGCAGUUCAUAAAGUGACAAGCUCAAGAGGUUACAAAUCAGUGGACACAAACUCUGUGGCCUUGGGAUUUGUGUCCAUGCCAUCCAUUGUCAUUUCCUACUAUCAUGAGUUUUAACAUAUUGCUCUCAAAGCACCUUCUUGAAUGAAGCUUUUCCUGUAAAACCGUUUGAAGCACGCCUCCCGUGCAUAAAUGUUUAGUGCCAGUGAAUAUAUUUCCUGGUUGUGUUUACUCAAAGUCAAACAAGCCUUGGAAACUCGGCUGUUGGGAGGCCGCCCAGUGAUUAAGUGCCCUGGGCAUCGGGACGCUUUUUGUUAUUUCCUAAUUUCAAGGUAGUGACAGAUCUGGGAACAGUGGGAGGGCAAUGUGGAGCACACUCUCACGGAAGGAGAGACCAGUUGCAACUAGUUGUGUUUGCUCAUCUGAAGCCAGAUUGUACAGAGAUCAGGAGACUGUGUUCAGUGACCCCUUUGAUUAACCACAUGUUCAACAUUUCCCACACAUCUGUGUUACAGUGUAGAACUUUCAGUUGAGCAUAUUGAUCCUUAGUGGACUAGUAAUGCUCCUGUAAAAUAAGAUAUCGUACUAUAUGAUGUUUAGUGGGUUAAUAUGAUUGGCUAUGAUUAAGGCUGACAUGGCAGGCAUGAAAAUAAUAUGAGGAAGGAGGAAAUGCCUAAGUAUUUGGUGGCGUUCUUGGCUUGAGAGCUGUAGGAGAAAAAGCUGGAGCUGUGCCUGAACCUGGAUACACUCUUCUGUUACAUGAAUCCUCAGAGACCACUCUAAAUCCAGAAUCAAGCUCCAGGGGUCACUUAGAAGAAAGAUUGAGGGGCAGCCUUCUGGAUACAUUGCUAAGCAGAAUGGCCACUUCUGUGUGGGCCAAGUGCCAGACUUCAAGCGUCUUCGUAUGGAGACAGGCUCUCUUAAUGCUGGUGCUUGCUCAGUGGAUGCAGGGCAGCCUCAAAGUUUAGCUGGAUCUAUAGCUCUGGGCCACGUUCCCCGGCGGAAAGAUCCCUUCAUGAUGGGCCAAGGUGUAGGCAACAAUAUUUUCAACAUGACUCUCAGAGAUGUGAAAAAAGAACCGACCGAUGUUCAGACCUGCAGCCAGUCAUCAACAGAUCCUGCAAUGAUGGUGUUUGACUUUAAAGAUGAGGGUGGAGGACAGAUUGACCCUGAACUCCAGGAUCUGUUUGAUGAGCUCACCAAGUCAGUACCACCUCUCAAUGACCUGGAGCUGGAGAAAAUGCUGAAACAAGAUGAUGACUUUGGUUUGGAUCUCGGUCGACCCAGCUCGGCUGGUGCAGCCAAUCCCUGCCCUCAUUUAGAUAAACCAAUCAAGACAGAGUACUCACCUGAUUUUGGCCAAGCUCCAGGAAGCUCUCCACAGCUCAGGCCAGCAUCUGCUGGACCUUCUUUCUCAAUGGCCAACACUACUUUGUCAACGUCCCCCAUUGGGCCUGGGCAAAUGACCAAUAAUCAUGUACCACAGACCACAGGAACAUCUUCAAGAGGACUACCUUCCUGGCCUGAGAUGUCACAUGCUGAGCAGCUAAAGCAAAUGGCGGCAAACCAGCAGCCCAAACAGCAGCCCAACUCUCUCCUCCACCACCAACAACAAAGCCAAGCUGGAGGAGUGAGGAACUGGUCCUCCACCAUGAGUGGCCACCCCAGUUCCUUUUGCCAGGAAACAAUGUCCAGCACUGGUUUGCUAAGCCAACCAAGAAUUAGCUCUCAGGGCACUGGUCAGGCCAAAGGCAUGCCCAACUGCCUCUUUAAGCCCAGUGGUUACAACCCAUCACAUCCCACUGACAUGAAAGCUCUCAGCAAUAAACCGAUGCUGCAUUUCACCCCUAAAGCUUCAACUUCAACCACAGGCCAACAAAUGCCCCAUAUGGCGGGGUCGCAGAGCAAACAGACUACACAGCAGCAGUCUACAGGAGGUCAAAACACGCAGUUCCAGUUGUCUAUGCAAUCAUCAUGUCUACAACCGAAGCCCCUGAGGCCUCCUCUCAACCAGCAUGGUCCUGGAAUCAAUUAUAAAAUGAACCAACAAAGACAGGGAUUGGCACCAGGGCCACGUUUCUCAGCAAACGGCUGUCUGGUGACCCAGCAUCCGUCUGCACCAAGCAGUCAGCAGAUAAACAACGGCAAAGGACAGAGACAGCUAAGCCAACCUCAGCAGCACACCAGCGACACAGAGAAAUUCAACCCACAGGAUCAGUUUAACAGGCAUCUAACAAGACCUCCACCUGACUACAAACAACCACAGCAUCCAAACCUUUACCCAGGUCUGACAUCAUCCCCGAUGACCAGUAACAGCUCUGACCAGAGGGAGAUCCAGUCCAUCUCAUGCCAUAUAUCCAAUGGCCAAGGAGUCAAAAUGACACCCAGCUCAGACAGAAUGUUUCCCAGUAGAUCUGAUCAUUCGGAAGUCCAGAACUGUGCAGGCCAACUGCACCAACAGCCUAACAGCCAGAUGCAAAUUGGGAUGCAUCAAAACAAGCCACAGUUCCAGGGAAUUGCCCCUACCACACAGCAUGUAAGAACCAGCACAAGCCAAGAUCCAAUCCUUGGCCAAGGACUGGGAUGCAUGACUACCACUGGAAGCAGGGAGACAGGCAUGAGCUGGGAAAAUGUUACAAAGCAACUAGAUGUAAAGAGACUUCCAGGCGCAGUACCACCCCAGGGUGCACAAACUGAUGCUCACUUCCCACCAAGACAUAUUGGUCCACCAAAUCAGGUAGUGCCCCAUUCUGGACUGAUCCCUUUAAACCCUGGCAUUAGAGGAUCUGCUCCUAGAGCCAGCCAGCCACGUAUACCCCCACUUCCUGGGAUCAGCAGACUAAACCAAUCCUCUCCCACACAGCAGGGGUGCAUGAGCACAUACGGAGGCACAGCGCAAAGCCCUGGUGCCUAUCAGAACAACCGCGCAGGCCGUCUCACGUUUGAUUUUCUGCAGGAUGGGGAUAAUACAGUACCAGGGAUCAAUGCAGACUCGGACUUCAUCGAUUCUCUGCUUAAGUCAGGUUCAGGCAAUGAUGACUGGAUGAAAGACAUAAACCUAGAAGAGAUUCUGGGUGGUCACUCAUGAACGAGAGACUCAGGAACACAAAUGAGAAUGAUGAUUUUACUAUUUUGGUAUUUUACUAAGUGGUCUAGUGAUUGAAGCUUUUAAAGAGCUUCGAGUUAUAUUUUAAAGCACCUAACAUAAGGGAUUGGCUUGAUUUCUUAAACUUAAGAUUCUGAAGAGAUAUCCAAUUAUCAUGCUGUUUUUUAAUUCAUGUGGACAAAUGAUGUAUUGCAGGUAUCAUUAUACUUAGAUUUAGCUUUUAAUCAUAUUAUCUAAUCUGUUAUAAAGAUCCAUGUUCACAGUAUUUAUGGUUUUCAUAGUAUGUUAUAUAACUAUAUGCAUCCCUUUGUAAACUCAUGCAAUUUGGUGAGUACUGUAAAAGUCAGCUGUAGUAUGCAUUGACAUAUUGCGACACAAUGCAGCAAGCUGGCACACUUGUGUCUGUCACAUCCAGAAGAUUAGUUGUGAGAGAGGUAUUCAUUUAAUCUAGCUUGUCAUGCAACAUGAAAAAGACAAACAACUUUGUAAGUGUUGAUUUAAGGAAGCUGUGGCGGCAAUCAGAGGAUACAAUGGCAAAGAUGUUAUUUAUGAGCAUAUACCCUGCUGUAAGUUCUUUGUGUGAGUCUAAAACAGUACGUCUUAAAGCUCCAUCUCUAAAACUGAAACCCCAGGACUUGGUCUGGGCAAAAAUCUAAAAUUGGAUUCCCCUAUAUUCGGUUACAGAAAUAUUCCAAGCAGACAUUAAGUAUUAAAAAUGUUUCAAUAUGUCAUAUUGCUAAUAUUGUAUUUAUAAAUAUGUUUAUUCUAUCUUGUGUUUUUUGUAAGACUAGUCUUUUCUAUAAUGCUCUAUAAGGCUGUAAUAAAUGUGCAUAUCCUGUGAUGUCAAUUUAGCCUUUGAAUACUGACAAUUACAAUAAACUAUAGUUAUGCAGA
Pangasianodon hypophthalmus (striped catfish) is the source of this 4750-nucleotide messenger RNA. RefSeq names its product mastermind-like protein 2. Gene Ontology annotation, biological process: Notch signaling pathway; positive regulation of transcription of Notch receptor target. Gene Ontology annotation, cellular component: nucleoplasm; nuclear speck. The transcript is spliced from 5 exons. NCBI's taxonomy places the organism in Eukaryota, Metazoa, Chordata, Actinopteri, Siluriformes, Pangasiidae. Gene Ontology annotation, molecular function: transcription coactivator activity. The record is from RefSeq and is a predicted model, not a curated record. Bases 1655 to 3838 code for a protein of 727 amino acids.